AUGUUUUUAGCCCAUCUGUUUGAUACGAUUGAUCAUCAAAUGUCGGGUAUUUCAAAAUCUCCCGAUCAUGUUAAACGUCCUAUGAACGCGUUUAUGGUAUGGUCUCGUGGUCAACGUCGUAAAAUGGCACAAGAAAAUCCUAAAAUGCAUAAUAGUGAAAUAAGUCGUCGACUUGGCGUCGAAUGGAAAUUGUUAUCUGAAGAACAAAAACGUCCAUUUAUCGAUGAAGCUAAACGUUUAAGAGCAUUACAUAUGAAAGAGCAUCCAGAUUAUAAAUAUCGUCCGAGACGUAAACCAAAAUCAUUAAUGAAAAAAGAACGUUUUCCAUUUCCAUUUCCAUUUCCUCAUCAUCCCUACAGUGGAUUUAGUUUAUCUCAAGCAACAGUCGGAACAAAUGGAACAACAAAUACGAGUGGACACCAUCAUCAUAGUUCUCAUCAUCCAUUGUCAUUAAGCGAUUUAACAUCAGCUACAUCUCAGCAUUUAAAUGAUUCAUUGGCAUUGAAUUUAGAAAAAUGUCGAAAUCUGUUACCACCAACGUCAUCAACCUCACCAUUUUAUUCGUCACCAUUUUCAACAAAACUAUCAGAUUUUUCUUCGACAAAUGCAGCAGCAGCUGCUUUAGCCUAUAAUCCUUAUAGUACGUUAGCUAUGGCUAAUGCAGCCGCAGCAUUUUCUGGACUAUCAAGUGUUCCUAGUUAUCCAUACAGUAUGUUAUCAGCUGCCGUGGCAGCUACAACAUCCGCAUCAUCAUCAUCAGCCUCUGUUUCAUCAUCGUCUGUAUCUUCAGCUAUGAAUGGGGAAGGGAGUAGCACCAAUAAUAUUCAUCGACCACAGGCAUUACUAGGAAAAAAUACUUCUGAUAAUAAUAAUAACACUGAACAUCAACGUUAUUAA
Messenger RNA from Didymodactylos carnosus, 897 nucleotides. The record is from the annotation of a GenBank genome assembly. NCBI's taxonomy places the organism in Eukaryota, Metazoa, Rotifera, Eurotatoria, Philodinida, Philodinidae.